Molecule: messenger RNA, 1077 nt
Organism: Callorhinchus milii (elephant shark)
Lineage: Eukaryota; Metazoa; Chordata; Chondrichthyes; Chimaeriformes; Callorhinchidae
Product: B2 bradykinin receptor
Exons: 1
Coding region: 1-1077 (358 amino acids)
Biological process (GO): vasoconstriction; G protein-coupled receptor signaling pathway; neutrophil chemotaxis
Cellular component (GO): membrane
Molecular function (GO): bradykinin receptor activity
Source: RefSeq, a predicted model, not a curated record
AUGCUGAACCAGUCAUGGCCAUUCUCCCUCCCACCGGGCAACGUGCCCGAUCCAUCCCCCGUGCCCGUCAACGCGACGGAGGCCUGCCCCGGCGCCCCUUUCUUGGGGUGGAUGUACAUGGCGCAGCCCAUCUACAUCGUGUUGAUCUGCGCAGUCGGGAUGGUGGGCAACGCCUUUGUGCUGUUGGUGCUGGUGCUGCACAGGGUCAGCUGCACGGUGGCCGAGAUCUACCUGGGAAACCUGGCGGCCGCCGACCUCCUCUUCGUUGGCUGCCUGCCCUUCUGGGCGGCCAACAUCGUCAACGGCUACAACUGGCCCUUCGGCGAGUUCCUGUGCAAGUCGGUGAGCGCGGUCAUCUACAUGAACCUGUUCUGUAGCGUCUACCUGCUGGCGAUGGUCAGCAUCGACCGUUACCUCGCCCUGGUGCACACGAUGACCAGCGGCCGGACUCGGUCGCCCGCCUGCGCCAAGAUGACCUGCCUGGCCAUCUGGGCGUUCGGGUUCCUCAUGAGCACGCCCGUCAUCCUCUUCAGGACGGUGAUGGCCAAACCCGAGUACAACAUCUCGGCCUGCUUGCUGAGGUACCCCAGCGAGGGCUGGUCACUGAACCUCGAGAUCCUGCUGCUCGUGUUCGCGUUCAUCGUCCCGGGCUCCAUCAUCACUUUCUGCAGCUGCCAAAUCCUCCAGGUGCUGAGAAACAACACCAUGCGCCAAUUCAUGCAGGUGCGGAAGGAGACCAAGUCCUCCAAGUUGGUCCUCCUGGUCCUCCUGAUGUUCUUCCUUUGUUGGCUGCCCUUCCACUUUUUCACCUUCCUCAGCAUCCUGCAGAAGCUCGGCCUGAUCCCGGGCUGCCGCUGGGAGGCUGUGCUGGAGAACGGGAACCAGAUCACCACGUUCCUGGGCUUCACCAACAACUGCAUCAACCCCUUACUGUACGUCAUAGUGGGCAAGCACUUCAGGAAGAAAGCCAAGGAGGUGUUCGAGAGGUCGGCAGCCAGGAAACGCCGCAAACUCAACCUGGCCAGCUCAGCGUCCAGCGCCAGGACCUCCAUCAUCACACUCCGCAACAGGGUCUAG